UAGACGACAUUAUUUACAUGAGACACAGAAUGGCAGCAUGCAAGUGCAGCUCAGUGCAAUCAACUUGACCUUUUAUGUUUCUGAAAUGAGACUAUGAUUACGACAUUGUGUUAAUGCAACGCCAUCCUAUAUCGGCUUUUUUUUUUUGAAAGGCAUAUUAGGAAAUGAUAUAAUAUUAACUGUACACUGAAAACAUUUUGUAUGUACAGUGGUUCACACGAGUCACCCACUUAUGAUGUUCACGUUCAAGACAUCAUGUCUGCGAAAGCUACCAGAGUUGUGUCGCAAGCAUUGCUUUUCUCGGACGUGUAUACAAGCCUUCUCGUCCAGACUGGUUUUGGGCAUCGAGACCAGCUGUGAUGACACCGGCGCAGCAGUAAUGGACGAGACAGGGGUCGUCCUAGGAGAAUUCCUCCACUCUCAGAAAGAAGUGCAUCUGAAGACUGGCGGCAUCAUUCCAACCGUGGCUCAACAACUACACAGAGAACACAUCGCUCAUGUUGUGCAGGAGGCUAUGAACAGGAGCAGGGUGACCCCUGGGCAGCUGUCGGCCGUGGCCACAACAAUAAUGCCUGGCCUGGCCCUGAGCUUAGGCAUCGGCCUGCAUUUCAGCCUCCAGUUCGUGAGGCAGCACAGGAAGCCGUUCAUUCCCAUCCAUCACAUGGAGGCGCAUGCGCUGACCGUCAGAAUGCUGCAACCAAUUGAGUUUCCAUUCCUUGUUCUGCUCAUCUCUGGGGGCCACUCGCUCCUGGCCUUGGCCAGGGGCAUCGAUGACUUCCUCCUUCUGGGUCAAGCGCUAGAUGAAGCCCCAGGAGACACCCUGGAUAAAGUGGCAAGACGUCUGUCUCUAACAAAGCAUCCAAGGUGCUCAGGGCUGAGUGGAGGGCAAGCCUUAGAGCUGCUGGCCAGGGAUGGGGACAGGAGCAAGUUCCCCUUCAAGACGCCUAUGGGACAACAUUACGACUGCAACUUCUCAUUUGCAGGCCUGCGCAAUCAGGUUAAUAUGGUGAUCAAGAAACAGGAGCAGGUGGAAGGUGUAGAGCCUGGAGCGGUGUUGUCGUGUGUGAAUGACAUCGCUGCUGCCACACAGCACACCAUUGCCUGUCACUUGGCGAAGCGCACACACCGUGCCAUCAUGUUCUGCAAAGCCAAGGCUCUUCUGCCCACAAGCAACCCCACCCUGGUGGUCUCCGGAGGCGUGGCCAGUAACCAGUACAUCAGGAAGGCUCUGACGGUCAUCACCGACACCACCGGACUGCAACUGCUCUGUCCUCCCGCCGCGCUCUGCACAGACAACGGAGUCAUGAUCGCAUGGAAUGGCGUUGAGCGUCUGAGGGCCGGGAGGGGGAUUCUGCCCUUUGACCAGGAGGUCAGCUAUGAGCCGAAGGCUCCCCUGGGGGUUGACAUCACAGCAGACGUGAAGGAAGCAAACAUCAAACUACCCCAAGUGAAGCUGAAUAUACCCGACUGAACCCGGAAACACCUCACCAAUAAACAUAGUCCUUUCUACCUUGUUCAAAUGACGAUUCAGACGUGGUGACGCCCAAUUGUUUGUCAAACAUAUCUGUAUUGUGCAGACAUGUUCUGCCAUUGUAAUGUGUACAUCAUCUUCUGUGCAAUAAUGCACACCUUUCAGCUAUAUAUGUAAUUGCAUUAAUAAUAAAAGCAUUAUUUUUCCAUG
Gadus macrocephalus (Pacific cod) is the source of this 1681-nucleotide messenger RNA. It is a transcript of the gene osgepl1, whose product is annotated as O-sialoglycoprotein endopeptidase-like 1. The record is from RefSeq and is a predicted model, not a curated record. Lineage: Eukaryota; Metazoa; Chordata; Actinopteri; Gadiformes; Gadidae. The coding region runs from base 233 to 1471 and encodes 412 amino acids. Gene Ontology annotation, biological process: tRNA threonylcarbamoyladenosine modification. The transcript is spliced from 7 exons. Gene Ontology annotation, cellular component: mitochondrion.